AUGUUGAGAUCAACGCUGAGCAACUGGAGAGAAUACUUGACCCCCAUAACCCACAAAUCCACGUUUUUAACAACGGGACAAAUAACACCAGAGGAAUUCGUUCAAGCUGGUGAUUAUCUAGUUAAUAUGUUCCCCAUUUGGAAAUGGAAUGAUGAUGAUAAUGAUAUUAACGUAAAUGAAUUAUCUUUGAGGGAUUUUUUGCCUGAUGAGAAACAAUUUCUUGUCAUUAGGAAAGUCCCUUGUUUGGAACGUGCUGAUGAUAUUAUGGAUUUCAAAGAUGAACGAGAUGAGAACGUUCAUGUAUUCGAUGACGAUGAUGAUAAUGAGGGUGGAGAGGAGCAGGAGGAUACUGUUAACAUGACUGGUUAUACCACUAUGCAGAAACUAGACCGUAAAACUGCGAAAGCACAGGGUAGUAAUUUGAUGGAUAAUUCUAGUGAUAUUGAUGCCAUGUUACAAGAUAUGGAAAUACGAGAUGAUGACGAUGACCUGGAAGUCACAAGGAACGAUGAUAAUAUAACCAAUUGUAAGAGACGAUAUUAUGAUCUUUAUAUUACAUAUUCUACAUCUUAUCGUGUACCUAAGAUGUAUAUAGUAGGGUUUAAUGGUGAUGGAUUACCUUUAACUCCGAAACAAAUGUUUGAAGAUAUUUCACCUGAUUAUAGAUCCAAAACUGCUACUAUUGAAAAGCUGCCAUUUUUCAAGAAUUCCAUUCCUUCAGUAUCGAUCCACCCUUGUAAGCAUGCUAAUGUCAUGAAAGUUUUAUUAGACAAGGUUCGUAUAGUGAAUCAAAGAAGAAGGGAAGAACAGAAUCACAAUGAAAAGAAUGACGAACUUGAGAAGAAGGAACGGGAGGAAGAAGGACAGCAUCCAGAUAAAGAGGGUUGGGAGGAUUUACAAGAUGAUAUUAAUGAUACUAUUCGUGCCGAUCAAUACUUGGUUGUUUUUUUAAAAUUCAUCACAAGUGUUACACCAAGUAUCGAGCAUGAUUAUACAAUGGAAGGUUGGUGA
This is a messenger RNA of Naumovozyma dairenensis CBS 421, 1011 nucleotides long. RefSeq names its product Atg3p (gene ATG3). Gene Ontology annotation, cellular component: cytoplasmic ubiquitin ligase complex; cytosol. The transcript has a single exon. The coding region runs from base 1 to 1011 and encodes 336 amino acids. The record is from RefSeq and is a predicted model, not a curated record. Gene Ontology annotation, molecular function: Atg8-family ligase activity. Gene Ontology annotation, biological process: autophagosome assembly; nucleophagy; autophagy of mitochondrion. NCBI's taxonomy places the organism in Eukaryota, Fungi, Ascomycota, Saccharomycetes, Saccharomycetales, Saccharomycetaceae.